This is a messenger RNA of Knipowitschia caucasica, 333 nucleotides long. The record is from the annotation of a GenBank genome assembly. Lineage: Eukaryota; Metazoa; Chordata; Actinopteri; Gobiiformes; Gobiidae.
AUGAAUUCCCCGGUGAACCUCUCCCUGAACUCUGUGUACUCUGGGCACCUGUGGAACGGUCCCUUCUCCGACAGCAGCCAGUCCAGUUGGCCCUUGCUCUGGCGGGCAUUGAACCCCCAGGCUGUGGAGCUGGAGGGGUUGGAGGCUCCAGAUGACGACGAUGAUGAGAGGGUUUUUUCUCCCACCUCAGCUCCACGUCCAGGCCAGGGCAACCAGAGCAAGACCCAGGGCAACCAUAGCAGCAUCAAGGAGGACGACCAUCUACCACAGGGGGUGUGCCGCUCUUUUCUGAUUGGCCAAAGAGUCGCCAUUGUCCCGGGUGUAAUGUCCUAG